GCGCAGUGUCUCUGGUUACAACUGUCAAAAUCAAAAUUUGAUUCAAAAGUGACACUUCCAACCGUUUUUUGCUUUGUUUGAUUAAUUUUUGCGUUUAGUUUAGUGUUUAAAUUGUAUUUUACAUCGAGACAAUCAUCCAGAAGCCGCAAACUGGCUUCUUGCAACAAUGUACAUAAAAUCGGUGAUUUUGGACGGUUUCAAGUCCUACGGCCACCGCACCGAAGUUUCGGGUUUUGAUAAGGAAUUCAACGCUAUCACGGGCCUAAAUGGCAGUGGUAAAUCAAACAUCCUCGAUUCCAUAUGUUUCGUUCUAGGAAUCUCGAAUUUGAGCCAUGUCCGUGUGGGCAAUUUGCAAGACUUGAUUUACAAAAGUGGCCAAUGCGGUAUUGAAAAGGCCACGGUGUCUAUCACUUUUGAUAAUUCGAACCCAGAUCAGUGCCCCCCAGGGUUUGAAGAUGUCUCCGAGAUCACCAUCUCAAGACAGAUCAUGAUGGGGGGGAAAAGUAAAUACAUGAUUAACGGAAUGUCGGUUCAAAAUAAGAAAGUCCAAGAUUUGUUUUGUUCCAUUCAAUUGAACGUGAAUAAUCCACACUUUUUGAUUAUGCAAGGGAAAAUCACCAAAGUCUUAAACAUGAAACCGUUUGAAAUUUUAGGCAUGAUUGAGGAAGGCGCUGGCACUAAAAUGUAUACAACUAAACGAGACGAUACUUUGAAAACAAUUCGGAAAAAAGAUGCCAAACUUACGGAACUCCAAACUAUAAUGAAAGAGGUAAUCACACCAAGAUUAGAAAAAUUAAGAGAGGAACGAAGACAAUACAUUGAGUUCAAAAACGUAGAAAAGGAAUUAGACCACAUGUUAGGUCUCUACAAAGCUUGGGAAUAUGUCGUGUCGAACAGAAGAUACGUAGAAAUGAAAAACAAACUCGAAGCCGAAGAAAACAGUUUGAAAAAUGUUGAGGAAGAAAAAACACUCCAUAAAGAAAGAAUUAAAGAGCUGGAUGGGAUUAUUAAGGAAUUAACAAAGAAGGCCGAGGCGGAUGGUAAUAAAGGUUUGGAAAAACUCGAAAACGAACUACGAACGGCUGAAAAAUCCCAAGCCAAAGUGAACGCAAACAUAAAAUCGCUCAACGACGAAAUUGACAACGAAACCAAGAGAAAAAAGCAACUGGAAAAGAAUUUUUCCGACGACGAAAAAACCCUCAAACUCAAAGAAUCCAACUUGGCGAAAGUCGAAUCGACUUUCCUCAAACUCAAAGAAGCGGACGAAAAGGACAAGGAAGCUUACCUUACGUCCCAAAAACGAGUUGUGGCUUUAAGCGCUGGAAUGGAACUCAACGACCAAGGCGAAGCCGAGUCGCUUCUCGCCCAAUUAAUGAACGUACGUCAAGAAGUCUCUGAAGUGACCAGCAACAAAAACUGCACUCGCGUCAAGCUCAAAUAUUUUGAAGACCGCCUCAAAGAAAAACAACGGAAAAGUUCCAACGCAAACGAAAUCCUCAAAGACCAACAGGCCCAAAAGGCCAUGACUCAAGAAAUUGAACAAUUGAAAAACAGUAUGAAAAAAUUGCAUUUCAAGGAGGACCGGAUGAACGAUUUGAAGAAUAGGAGAGGACACUUGGCGCAAGAAAUGAGGGUUUUGAAGCAACGGGUUGAUCAUUUUGAGAUGCGGAAUUCAUACACCCAGUUCAGGUAUAAAGACCCCGAACCCAAUUUUAAAAGGAGCAGUGUUAUUGGAGUUGUUUGCCGAUUGUUUGAAGUGAAAGACGAGGCGGCGGCGUAUGCUUUGGAAAUGGCAGCCGGUGGUCGGUUGUACAAUGUUGUUAUAGAUACCGACAUUACCGGCAAGAAGCUACUCAAAAACGGGGAUUUACAGCAGAGGCGCACCUUCAUGCCGCUUAAUAAAAUUCAAGUGAAUAAGAUGAGCAACAGUGUUGUUAAGACAGCCGAGAUUUUGGUCGGGAAAGACAAUAUCAAACUGGCCUUGGACUACUUGAAGUACGACAAAAAAAUGCAAGUCGUUAUGGAACACAUUUUCGGAAAUGUGUUCAUUUGUAAGGACAUGGAUGUGGCAAAACAAGUCGCCUUUGAUAACAGGAUUAGACGCAAAUGUGUGACGCUAGAUGGCGACAUUGUCGACCCGGCGGGUACCUUAACUGGGGGUUCCCGGGAACAAACCGAAUCGGUUUUGAAACAACUCGAAACCAUAAAACAAGUGGAGCAACAACUGAAUGCCAAAGAUGAAGAAUUUGAAAAAAUCGAGUCCGAAAUUCGUGAAAUGGGCCCCAAAGAAGAACAAUUCGCCACGUAUCGAAGACAGUUGGAAUUGAAAGAGCACGAAUUGAGUUUAAUUACGCAAAGGUUGCAACAAUCGACUUAUUACCAACAGAAGGAAGAAAUAGCGAAUUUGGAAAAAGAAAUCGAAAAUUUGAAGCAAACAAUUGCCUCGUGUGAAGAAAAUGAGAAGAAACUCAACGAAAAAGUGGCCAGUUUGGAGAAACAAGUCGAAGGCUCGAAAGGUGGAACCGAGAAGAAAUUAAAAGAGGCUGAAGCAGAAAUGGCCAGAUUGAAGGCAAAAGCGGACAAAAGCCGAAAAGAGUGGCAACAAAAAGAGUUGGAUUAUGCAACGUUUAAGGGAGAAAUUGAAGAAUUGAAACAGAGUUUGUUGGAUACGAAGCAGCAGAUUGAAGCAGCUGAAGCAAAUAUCGAAAAAUUAAAACAGCAACUUGAAGAAAUCGGGACGCAAUCAACCGAAAUGAAUGAAAACAUCGCCGAAUUGCAAGCCCAACUCAAGAAAGGCAAAGCCGAAAUCGUCGAGAAGAACAAAGACGUGCAAAAGAAGAUCAACGAAAAGGAAGAACUGCAGUCGAAAAUCACCCAGUGUGAGAUCCAAAUGAAAGAAUCCACUCACAAGUUGAAGAAACUACAAGACGAGUGUAAGAAUUUGAAGACGCGUCAAGCUGAUUGUGAGCAACGUGCCAAUCGCAACGAGUUGAAAAACGCCGAGAAGAUGUCAGAUGAAGAUGGCCUAAAGUUGGAGAGAAAAAUUCGAGAAGCACAAGAAAUGAGGAAAAACCUUGGACGCACGGUCAACAGCCAAGCACAAGUCCAUUUCGAAGAACAGGAAAAAGAGUACAAUGAAGUGAAGAAAAAGUUACGAAUUGUUGAACAAGACAAACAGAAGCUGCUCGAUGCCAUUAAAGAAUUAGACAGGAAGAGAGAAGAUAUUGUGUGCAAGGCUUAUUCGCAAAUUUCCAAAGAUUUUGGUUCGAUUUUCAGCACGUUGUUGCCAGGGGCCGCCGCCAAGCUGUUGCCGCCCACGGGACAAACGGUCCUUCAGGGAGUUGAGAUUAAGGUCUCGCUUGGUGGCAUUUGGAAAGACAGUUUGACGGAAUUGAGUGGAGGACAAAGGUCAUUAGCAGCCCUGUCGUUAAUUCUCGCCAUGUUGUUAUUCAAACCGGCGCCAUUGUAUAUUUUAGAUGAAGUUGACGCCGCCUUAGAUCUGUCACAUACGCAGAAUAUUGGUCGUAUGUUAAAGACUCAUUUCAAAACGUCACAGUUCAUUGUGGUGUCGCUCAAAGACGGAAUGUUCAGUAACGCUAAUGUUCUUUUCAAAACACAAUUCGUAGAUGGCGUUUCGACCGUCUCAAGGACCGUCAACCGGAGUGCCGUUUAAGUAUUACUAAGAGUGUAGAUGAUUAUUUCCCAAAUAAAUUUUUUACUCACGA
This is a messenger RNA of Tribolium castaneum (red flour beetle), 3725 nucleotides long. It is a transcript of the gene SMC2, whose product is annotated as Structural maintenance of chromosomes 2. The record is from RefSeq and is a predicted model, not a curated record. Gene Ontology annotation, cellular component: chromosome. Gene Ontology annotation, molecular function: ATP binding; protein binding; ATP hydrolysis activity. Gene Ontology annotation, biological process: chromosome organization. The coding region runs from base 167 to 3673 and encodes 1168 amino acids. The transcript is spliced from 11 exons. NCBI's taxonomy places the organism in Eukaryota, Metazoa, Arthropoda, Insecta, Coleoptera, Tenebrionidae.